Molecule: messenger RNA, 3092 nt
Organism: Seriola dumerili (greater amberjack)
Lineage: Eukaryota; Metazoa; Chordata; Actinopteri; Carangiformes; Carangidae
Gene: bmp8a
Product: bone morphogenetic protein 8a
Exons: 7
Coding region: 422-1819 (465 amino acids)
Biological process (GO): SMAD protein signal transduction
Cellular component (GO): extracellular region
Molecular function (GO): cytokine activity; growth factor activity
Source: RefSeq, a predicted model, not a curated record
CUAUAUUCAAAACACAGCAAAAAAAAAAAAAAAGAAGUAUCAUUAUGCCCUCACUCUCAUUAUCUCUGUUUCUGCUGCUGCACAGCUGAGAGGUGAGAGAGAUCAGAGCGUGAGGAGUUUUUUUUUUUCUUCUAGAUUAGAGAAAGAAAGAGGGAGAGAGGAAAGCAAAGGGGGGAGGGAGAGUAAACAGGCAGUUAAAGGCAGUAAACACAUCCCAGCUCUCUUCUAAACACAUCAGGCAUAAAUCAACGCUGCAUUUGUCUGUGGUGCCUCUGAAGCAGUCUGGGGACAAACUGGACCAAGUAGGGGACACUGUGUUUGCCCGCCUGGAUUCACUGGAGGAAAUACAGCCUGAAUAAAGUUUGUGAGUAAAAACUUUGAUUCACCAGCAGAGAAGAAGAAACCAGAGUUAACCGCAGCCAUGGCCUCAGACGUCUCCUACAGCUUCCCUUGCGUUUGCACCAAGAGGAAACAGCAGCACCUCUUCCUUCAGCAGCAGACCAGAUCCACCUCCGGACCCCACUGGCCUCUCCUCCACCCCAGGACCCUGCUCCUCCUGCCCCUGCUCCUCCUGCUCUUCCUCUCCCUGUGGAGCCAGCAGGCUGAGGCUGUGGUCCACUCCAGCUUCAGGCGGCUCAGCGGCCGCGAGAAGAAGGAGAUGCAGAAGGAGAUCCUGUCCAUCCUGGGUCUGCCUGGACGACCCAGACCCCACCCGCCCCUACGACCCCCCUCCUCUGCACCGCUCUUCAUGCUGGACCUCUACCACGCCAUGUCAGCUGAUGGGGAGGAUGAAGGGAAUGAAAUAAUCGUUAACGGGCCUGGCAUGGGGAAGUUUGGAGGGGCAGAAAGGUUGGCUCAGGUCAACCACGCCGCCCUGCCAACCCUCAGCACACACACUCCGCCGCUGGGGACGGUGGUCAGCGAGGCCGACACCGUGAUGAGCUUCGUCAACCUGGUGGAGCAGGAGCGCGACCUCCUGCAGCCUCGUCCGUACUGGAAGGAGUUUCGUUUCGACCUGACCCCCCUCCCUCAGGGUGAGACAGUGACAGCAGCAGAGUUCCGUAUCUAUAAGACCCUGACCAUGGGCCAGAGGGCAAACCGCACACUGCACAUCUCCGUCUACGAGAUCCAGCGAGAGAACCGACACAGAGAGCCAGAGCUGGUGCUGCUGGACAUGCAGUCUGUGCCUGCAGGGCAGGAGGGCUGGCUGGCCUUCGAUGUCACCUCUGCCUCCAACCACUGGCUCCUCCACCCCCGCAGCAACCUGGGCAUCCGUCUCUAUGUGGAGACUGAGGAGGACCGCUCACUGUCUGCAGGCUGGAUUGGGUUGGUGGGUCGCAGGGGUCCUCGCUCCAAACAGCCCUUCAUGGUGACCUUCUUCAGGGAGAGCCAGGUCCCUUGUCGGCCGCCGCGAGCUGUCAAGCCUCACCCCCGCAAGAAGAAACCCAAAUACGACCUCCCUGUCCCCAGCAUCCAUAAUCGGAGUCCUGCAAACAACGGAGGUCAACCCUGUAAAAAACAUGAACUCUACGUCAGCUUCAGUGACCUGGGAUGGAAGGACUGGGUUUUGGCCCCAACUGGAUAUUCAGCCUACUACUGUGAUGGAGAGUGUUUUUACCCUCUGGGCUCCUGCAUGAACGCCACCAACCACGCCCUCAUCCAGCAAGUGGUCCACCUUCUGAAGCCCGAUGAGGUUCCUAAGGCGUGUUGCGCUCCCACCAAGCUCAGCCCCAUUUCCGUCCUCUUCUAUGACGACAACAACAACGUCAUCCUCAAAAAGCAUCGGAACAUGGUGGUUAAGACCUGUGGAUGUCUAUGAUAAGAGUCCGAAACGAAAAAUGUACAUGGAUGAUUUUUUUUCCAGACACGAACUUUGCAGAAUACUUAAACAUUGGCAAACAAGUUGGAUGACAAAGGCACCAGAUAUCUGAUCUGGGCUCAUGUGGCAUCACUGACUUAACUGUCUUUAAUCAAAUUUUCCAAAUUGGCUUUUUUGCUCAGAGGCUUUAACGUUUUUUGUUUUUUUUUCCCUCAAAUCUGUGGAUAUUUACAUGUUCAAACACUCGGCUGGUCGAGUCAAUACCUGUGACCAGAAAUGUCAGCUCCACAGGCAAUAGUUAGGAGCACAAGAUGUGAGGACAUUUUCUUCUAAAGAGCACAAAUGUUUAAUUUCAUGAACUUUUCUUACAAACUUGGAUCUUUUCAUGCCUGUCUCAUCAGGAACAAACCAUAGACUCCAGUUUAUCACCAAUGGCGUUUUCAGACAGGUUUCAAUUAUGAAAAUGGCAAAUGAUAUUGGAUGGCAGAACAAGCCAUUAGUGAUGCCUGUAUGUUUUUUUUGUUUGUUUUAUAAGGAAAUUGACAGCACUAUUGUUGUAACACAAAUUUAUAUGAAGAGACUAUUAAAAUGUAUUCAAUUAAUAAAAUAAUAUUUACAUUAUCUUGACUUAUUGUAGCAUGAAAUGGACAGAGGGAAAGUAAACAAUCAAUCCAAUCGAAUAAGUUUCAAUUGGUCCUCUUCCCCCACUGAAGUGAACCAAAUUUUACUAAUGUAAAACAAAAUGUGAAACUUUCAUUCUGGUGUCACCUUAAAGAUUUCUGGAAUAAUAGUAAAUCUAUUUUAGACCAGUGCCAGAGUAAAAUGUUACAGUGCAGCAUCAUGUACAAAGUCGAUGAAGACCGGUCACAUUAAAUACAUUGUUCAGUUUAUUGAAAAGGGUAAAAAAAAAAAAAAAAAAUACAGUGAGUAAAUUCAUGAAAUUUUUGCCUACUAGUGAACAUAUGAACCAAAAAGAACAGUGAAGAAAUAUUUUUGGCAGGUACUGGAUUAAAUCUAAUUUUCAGUCCUUGGGGGCGACUUAUGAUUUUCUUUAAAAACUAUAGCUGAAAGCAUCGAUGAGCACAGAACUGUGUAUGUUAGAGGGGUGUGAGAACAAAGUUAGCGCUUGGUUUUCAAAACAAAUCUUGUCCUGGUUUAACUUAAGUGGGACAAAGACAUUAUUGCCAAGAUUAUUUAGGGAAAGGUGCCCGAGGAGGACGACGGUAAAAUGAGUAGUAGAAGAAGAAUUUUUUCGGGGAAAGAAAAAAAAAAA